This is a messenger RNA of Erythranthe guttata (spotted monkey flower), 2157 nucleotides long. The record is from RefSeq and is a predicted model, not a curated record. Lineage: Eukaryota; Viridiplantae; Streptophyta; Magnoliopsida; Lamiales; Phrymaceae.
AUGAGGCCUACAGAGCUGCACCAGCUUUUCAGUGAUCCUAAGGUUGUGGCUGAAGUUCCAAGACUUGUACCAAGUAGAACAGGAUUGACUGAGGAAUUUAAGGCUGGUGUUGAUGAAUUUAUAUGUUUUGCACUAUCACAAGUCAAUUUUGUAUCAGAAGGUGACAUACGGUGUCCGUGUUCAAGGUGUGAUAAUAUGGGUUUUCUUAAUGUAGAGGAUGUUAAAACCCAUCUAUAUAAGUAUGGUUUCGUCCCUGAAUAUUAUCAAUGGAUAUCACAUGGGGAUCCGUACAUAAAUCAUGUGUCUCCACAAACAGAAAAUGAAGCAGCUAUUCAAACUACACCAUCAGAUCCGUAUCGCACAAUGGUUUUAGAAGCAGCCGGGCUUGGUUUUGAUUUUGAAUUUGAUAGAAACGAUUUUGUUAGUGAUGAAGGAGAGCUUCCCAAUAGUGUUGCUGGAAAAUUCUAUGAAUUACUUAAGGCUACAGAAGAGCCAUUGUACGAGGGAUGUAAAUUGCAUACUCCACUAUCAGCGACGUCAAGAUUAGUGAACAUUAAAUCUGAGUUCAAUAUGAGUGGGGUAUGCUUUAAUCAGAUAUUACAACUGAUGAAAGAGCUUGUACCGAAUGACAACAAGUUACCUACUGAUUUCUACAAAACCAAAAAAAUGGUUAGAAAUCUUGGGUUAGGGUAUAAAAAGAUAGAUGUGUGUGUGAAUGAAUGCAUUUUGUACUUCAAAGAAAAUCAAGAUUUGAAAGUUUGCUCUGUUUGUGGUCACUCUCGAUAUAAACCGAGAAAAAGGGGGAAUGAAAAACAAAAAGAAAUUUCUUAUAAAAUACUAAGAUAUUUUCCUCUCACCCCAAGGCUUCAAAGAUUAUUCAUGUCUUCAAAAACAUCAGAACAUAUGACAUGGCAUAAGAAAAGUCGUCGAGAAUCCGGGACGAUCAGCCAUCCAUGUGACGGCGAGGCAUGGAAGCACUUCGAUACAUCUUAUCCUUCCUUUGCUGUUGAGCCACGUAAUGUUCGAUUAGCUCUUUCAUCUGAUGGGUUUAGUCCAUAUGGACAAAAGAGCCAUCCUUAUUCAUGUUGGCCAGUAAUUAUAACACCAUACAACCUUCCCCCUGGAAUGUGUAUGACAACUCCUUACAUGUUCUUAUCUCUUGUUAUUCCUGGUCCUAAGAGUCCUGGUAAGAACAUAGACGUAUAUUUGCAGCCUCUCGUAAAUGAGUUGAAUGAAUUAUGGGAGGUGGGAGUAGAAACUUAUGAUUCAUUCAAUAAACAAAAUUUUCAAAUGCGAGCUGCACUUAUGUGGACUAUUAAUGACUUUCCAGCAUACGGAAUGUUGUCUGGAUGGAGCACACAUGGAGUUUCAUCGUGUCCUUUAUGUAUGGGCCGUAGCAAGGCAUUUUUCUUGAAGGAAGGAAAAAAACCAUCAUAUUUUGAUUGCCAUCGUCAAUUUUUGCCCAUGAAUCAUCCUUUUCGGAAAGAUAAAAAGUCUUUCCGUAAGGGAAGUGUUGAAAAGUCAACGGCUCCGGAUGGUUCAGGUCCAUCACUGCAUACAGGAGGAUCAAUUCCAAUGUCAGAAUAUAAAAGAAGAUAUGUGAAAGAAAAUGGGAAAGAACCUAGUGCCUCGGAGUUAUUCCUGAUGACUCACAAGACAAAAGAAAAUAAUGAUUGGGUUGACAAGAAGUCGAAAUUGAUAUGGGAAAAAUUUAAGAAUAGCAUGAAGAAACGUCGUCUAGAUAACAGGUUUGAGACACAAGAUAACGAAAAUGAUGAUGCAACAAUAGAUGAUGAAGAUGGGGAAGAAGAUGACAGUGGAGAUGAGGCCUUCAUGACAACGAUAGCUACUCUACCCAAAGAACUAGUUGACAAUGUUUGGCUCGAGGUAACCGGAGGACCAACAAAAGGAAGAAUUUAUGGUGUCGGGUCCGAGUCUUCUAACAUUUUGCAGGGAGUUAACCAUAUAUCUAAUGGCCCAACAUUUUCUUCAUCAGCACCACCCAAUUAUUCUCAAAGUUUCGUCAAUUCUCCUAUAUUUCAAGAAGCAGUUAAUCGAGCAAUAAAAGACAAAUUUGAACAAAUGGAAGCGGCUUUUGAAGAGAAAUUGCAAGCCAGGAUUGAGGCAGCCACUCAAGCAAUGAACCGAAGUCAAUGA